Messenger RNA from Myxocyprinus asiaticus (Chinese sucker), 4932 nucleotides. It is a transcript of the gene sorbs2a, whose product is annotated as sorbin and SH3 domain containing 2a. The transcript is spliced from 19 exons. Gene Ontology annotation, molecular function: protein binding. The record is from RefSeq and is a predicted model, not a curated record. Bases 370 to 4635 code for a protein of 1421 amino acids. Gene Ontology annotation, cellular component: plasma membrane. Lineage: Eukaryota; Metazoa; Chordata; Actinopteri; Cypriniformes; Catostomidae.
ACGGAGAGGCAUUUCGUCAUGUGAAGAGACAGACUUACUGCAAUGGUAUUUCAAUAGCUCUCCAGUUCCACACGAGAGCCACUGACCCAAUAGGAAAGGGUGGUGCCGUGCACUGACACAGUCAAUGCGCGUUCACGCGUUUAUCUGGAGUCGACUCAGCGGACAAGAACCGAGCGGAGCAGGUGUGCGCUUCUAGUCUGGAUUCAGGUCUCCUCUCUGUCAUCUCUGACUUUGAUGGAUUUACUGUACAUGCGGAGCGUUAGUUCGUGACUGCGGGCUCUUGGUUCUGGUGGAUAACUCCAUAUGCGAGUUUAUUGCUCAGGGUGAAAGUGUCCUUCUUCAGAACACAGUUCGGGGGAGAUCUUCAGCAUGAAUACAGAUGCCUGGCGUUCACAUAGUGUGUCCGAGGAUUUGAGGAAUGGAGACUCCAGUAGCUCGUCCUUGACUGCUAAAGGCUUUCGUAGUGUCAGACCCAACCUACAGGACAAGAAAUCUCCCAUACCGGUCCCACUGCCGCCCCCCCGGAGAGAGAGCUGUCACGUGAUUCCUAACCCCCCCUCUUACAUCUCCCUCCAAAUGACAGACUCCUCCCUCUCUCUCUCACAGAGUGAUGAUGUUGUUACCACAGACUCUUAUGCCAUAAAAUCUAGUGCCACCUACUCAUACUGUUCCUCCAAGACCAACCAAACCUCCGCUCUCACAUCUGGAGACGCCUUCGAGGAGCCCCCCCUCUCCCAACAGGCUAAUGCUAAUAGUUUUAUCACUCGGAUUCUGGAGAGCAAAUUGUCCACAUCAAAAUUCACCACUGACCACCUGAAUGCAGACUCACAGGCUAAUGCUAACAAGAUAACUAUAAAUAAAACUGACCCAAAGUCUAAAACUAAGCCAUUCAUAAAAAUUGCAUCCACUAGUUCACUUCCCAUUCCUCCACAGCAAGACUCCACUGGCACUUCAGAAACACACAUAGCCUCUCUUUCCAUCCAGUUAGCUCCCCACACUCCAGAACCCCAACCGGUGACCCAGUCAAAGCGUGAGACUGAAUCCAGGACAAAUGCACUGGACCCAGCUGACUCCAUUCCACCCCCUCUUGUACCACCAAGACUAGCGGGCAUUUUGGUGGGUCAGAUGGCAGUGAACGGAAGCUCUCGCUCUCAAAGACCCUUCUCUCCUCCUGCAUACCCCCCUUCUCCCCCAACACUCAGCCCAGGCCUGGUAAAGGUCCGGCAGGGUUGGAGUUCAGGGGGUUCAGAGAAAGUCAAGAGAGAUACUGUGGUCUCUGGUCAGACAGUGGUCAGUAGCUCUGUGCCCAUUGUUCAUUUCUCAGAGGAAGAGAAGAAGGUGUCCAUCAUAAAAGCACCUCAUUACGAAGGCAUUGGACCAGUGGAUGAGUCAGGCAUUCCCAUCGCCAUUCGCACGACUGUGGACAGACCCAAGGACUGGUACAAGACCAUGUUCAAACAGAUCCACAUGGUUCAUAAACCAGAUGAUGAUUAUGCAGACAUUUGUAAUGCCACCUAUGCCAUCAUAAACUAUGACAACUACAACCCUGUCCAUGCCCACCCACCACCUCGAACGCACACCUACCGGCCUCUCUCUCGAAAUACCUCAGAAACAGCAGAUGGUGCCACCCUCAGUGAGCUCACGCCAUCACCCGUGCCCCCACCACCCCCUCCAAUGCCCUCACUCCUCCAGCUUCGCUCUCAAGACAUGGACAGAGAGAAGGAGCUCUCGCAUGACCCAAAUGAGUGGGGUCCUCUAGAUCGUAAAGUGGACACGCGUAAAUACCGGGCAGAACCACGGAGCAUCUUUGAGUAUGAGCCAGGCAAAUCCUCCAUUCUUGAGCAGGAAAGGCCCUCCUCCCUCUAUCUCUUGCCUUCAGAACGGCCUGACGGACCCUCAAGUCCUGCUAGUGACUAUAGGAAAAGGCGAAAGUCAGAGCCAUAUUUCACUCAAGCCAACACAGAAAGUGAACAGAAUGCCUGCCCACUGGACUCCCAUAAAGUACAGACAUUGAAGAAGCCCACUAUACGUUCCUCCCCCUCCUCACCAUCCAGAGCCAAAGCUGGAGACGCUAGUGAGUCCCUCUCCUCUUGUGUGAGCUCUCCAGGUAUGGAGCGCCCAUCCUUUCGUCUCUCCUCUGACUCCCUCUCUCUCUCUACGCCAACCUGGCGAAGCUCCAAACGCUCCAUCUGCUUUAAGAAUGGUUGGCAGACACGUCAACCAGAAGCUGGAGAGUCUUGGAGCAGCGCUGAUGACGAAUCUGUCAUGGCCCAUUCAUCACCACGGCUCAAAUCACAGAGCUGUGAUGAUCUUUUGUCUGAUGGACUUGGUGCUAGUAAUGACAGGAGAGCAUCCACUUCUGUGACUACCACUCGCUCGGAAAGUGCGGGUUCUUUGCUCGAUGAAGGUGCUACAAAGCAGCCUCAAGUAAAAAGUCUUACCUCAUCCCCCAGGGGGCAUCGACAUCAUAGACGCAAGAUGGCACAUGAUGCUCCAGGUUUUCUACAGCUUUACAAGAAGAUGCACCACAUUGACCGAGAACAGCUGUUGCCCUCAGAUGUGAUUCGUUCAGUACGUGCGCGAAUCCUUGAACUUGAACGGCAACAGCAGCAGCAGAGGCACAGCCUCCAUGGUUGGGCGCCUUUCAGUCACGAGGUACCAGAACAAAUGGUUCCCAACCGCAUAUCUGCAUAUGAGCAGCUCAUCCAGAAAUCAAAGUCCAUGCCAGACCUUGGAGAUGAAAAUGCCCCCUCAGGCACCACUACUCCAGGGUCAUCAAGAGCCAGCAGCUGUCCCAAGCGCCGCUUUUCUGUUGAAUCACUUUUGGAAGAGGAGGAUAUUCCAGAAAGGGCAAGGAGUCCUCCUGAGGGACAGCCAAGACCGGGAAAAGACAGCAAUAGCCUGGUGCCAAUCCUUGUGAAGAACCAACAGCAGCAUCAAGAUUACUCAGACAGUGAGCAGGAUGCCUGUACCUCAGAAAUGAGUGACAUCCACAUAGAGGGAUCGUCAUUGUACAGUGAGAGUGACCUGGAUCAUUGCUCUCUCACUUCAUCAGAAAGCUUCUACGGUUCUGGACAACAUCACCAUUAUCACCAUGGACACCGUUACCACCGUCACCACCACCUGCAUCAGAGUGUAGGUCAGAGUCAAGGUUACCAACACCGCCACCUCAUCAGCUCUUGUAAGGGUCGCUGUCCAGCCUCCUAUACACGAUUCACCACCAUGCUAAAACAUGAGCGCCAACAGGAAAGGGCUCGGCAAGACUACCGCCCUGUCAUUACACCUCCACUAGCCCAACAGUCACCCAGUGAGACAGGCCUUUCCAAACUGGCCUUCCUGGUCAGCCCUGUGCCUUUCCGCCGGAAACGAGGCUCCCCGCCCACCCAACGACGACACUGCAGAGGCGGACGGCCCAAAUCCAAAACCGCAAUUUAUGAGGCUUUAGACGCCGCUUUGCAGGACAUUUAUGAUCACAUAAGGGCGGAAAAGGGGCAAGGACCUGCAAGGUUGUCAGAUGAUAGCAUAUUGCGGCGGAUACUGGAGGAGUUGCUACCAGACGUGCCCAAACGCAGCUCCUCAUUGAGGGCUCAGACAGGGUCCGGCUUCCCCUCCUCCUCUCACCACAUCCACCAGCCUUACCAUGGAGCCCACCAAUGUGCCUCCUACCAGCAGCAACACCAUCAUGCAGAUGCCACCAACAACAACCAGCACUCUAAUGCUAAUGUGCACUGCUACUCAGAUCAGGGUUCCGAUACAGGUCGUCUCACACCACAGAGCAGAAUACCCACACCAGAAAGAGAGGUCUCCUCUAAGCAGAUGACCUAUCUUAUAUUGUCUUCUCUCCUCCAUCAGAAACAGUCUGCCAGGGCUAUUUAUGAUUUUAAAGCUCAGUCUGCCAAGGAACUUUCUUUUAAGAAAGGUGAUGCAGUGAACAUCAUCAGACAGAUCGACAGCAAUUGGUAUGAGGGGGAACACAGAGGACGGAUUGGAAUUUUCCCCAUCUCAUAUGUGGAGAAGGUGGCAUCUCCAGAGCGGAAGCAGCCAGUCAGGCCUCCUCCCCCAGCUCAGGUUCGAGAGAUGGGAGAGGCCAUAGCUCGAUACAACUUCAAUGCUGACACUAAUGUGGAGCUUUCUCUAAGAAAGGGGGAGCAAGUAAUCCUGUUAAGGAAGGUGGAUCAGAAUUGGUAUGAAGGAAAGAUUCCUGGCUCAAACAAGCAGGGCAUUUUCCCUGUGUCCUAUGUCGAUUUGAUCAAGGGCUCUCCAUCCAAGAGCCCCAGUCACCAAGGAGACACGCACACAUACAGUGCACAGAAGCAAGAUACAGACUCCUCCUACCAUGUUAUGUGGCAUGAUUCUGCCACUAGGACCCACCUCCAAGCAGUAACCUGCGAAUGGCUGUCACUCACACUGGGUCUCUCCACAUCUUACCCAUCUGCCUGUGAAAGUCCCGUCCCACCCACCCCUCCUCACUUACCCAGCAGCCUAUACUGCACAAGCCCCCCACCCCCUGUUCCACCUGUGCAAAGGUUUACACCACCACCACAAAACCCUUCCUCAAAAUGCUCUACUGUAACCAGCCAAGGACCAAUCACUUCAGAGUACACAGUUUCACUAUAUUCCCAUGAAUUACUCUAGAGAGAUAGACUGACAGCUGCUUAUAUAACAGAAGCUUUCAGUUUUCCUGAGAAACUGAUCUCAGACCAGAAUCUGGACCUGUUUAGAAAAGAAAGAGAGGGAUGUGACAGUAAAAGGCUGUUAGAAGAUCUGUGUGUAAAGGAGCAAAGCUUGAAGCAAAACUAUGACCCAUCCAGACUUAUAAGUGAGCUUGAUCCAUAUCACCAGCUCAUGUCUAUAUUUAUGAAUGAUCAAAUGCACAAUGAACUUGAAGUAACGUUGGUCAGCCAAUCAAAAAAUAAAGCUAAUCAAGAAUUA